Messenger RNA from Clonostachys rhizophaga, 1074 nucleotides. Lineage: Eukaryota; Fungi; Ascomycota; Sordariomycetes; Hypocreales; Bionectriaceae. The record is from the annotation of a GenBank genome assembly.
AUGGAUGCCGUCGAUGUGUCGGACCACUACGAGGUCACAACCUCCGAAGAGACCCCUUCACUCCUCUCCAUCGUCCUCGACACCAACCCGAGAGCGUGGGCUGCCCUGGGCAACGUCCUGCCUCUGUCCAAGGCGAUAGCUAACAUUCUCGUCUUCGUCAACGCCCACCUCGCCUUCAGCAACUCGAACCAGGUAGCCAUCUUCGCCGCACACGUAAACCGGGCUGUAUGGCUCUAUCCCUCCCCACCCACGGCGAAGAAACCGACAGACACCUCGGGCGAUGUCCAGAUGCAAGAUGCCUCGACGAGCGCUCCGCCUGGCUCGGCAAACAAAUUUCCCCAGUUCGCCCAGAUCGAGGCAGCAGUGCUCGCAUCAUUACGGAAACUCACCGACGAAACGACCGGGGAGGAUCUCGAAACCACCACGACGCAGCUGUCAGGGGCCCUGACACUCGCCCUCUGCCAUAUCCACAAAGCUUCGCAACAGCUCAGUGCUGCUGGCACCAAUCUCGAAGACCACACCAAGUCCAGCGCGGCAACCAACCCGAUGAAAGGCCGUAUCCUCGUCAUUUCUGUCUCCGACUCGGAGCCGGCCCAGUACAUCCCGACCAUGAACGCCGUGUUUGCGGCCGCGCACUCCCAAAUAGCCAUUGAUACCCUCUCUCUGUCCGGCGACUCUACCUUCCUGCAGCAAGCGUGCUUCAACACAAACGGGACCUUCCUGGCCGCCUCGAAUCCACAGGGCCUGCUCACCUACCUCAUGUUCGGCCUCAUCGCCGACACCGAGGCCCGUCAGUCUCUCAUCCCCGCCACCCAUGACAAGGUGGAUUUCCGCGCGGCCUGCUUCUGCCACGGCAAGGUCGUCGACACCGGCUUCAUCUGCUCCAUAUGUCUGAGUAUAUUCUGCGAGGUGCCGGAGAACACCGAGUGCCUGACUUGCGGCACCAAGCUCGCACUGGGCAACUAUGGCGCCAAGCCAGCCGUCAUCCCCAGGAAGAAGAAGAAGAAGAAGAAGAUCGUCAACGGCACCCCUCGUGAAGAUACAGGUAGCGGCGCUGGCACGCCGCGCCCCUGA